UCGUCAUUUUGAUUUAUAGGGGUUUGCAGUGUGUCGUUGUACAUAUCUGAUCCAUCACUAUAAGCUCCGCGAUUUUUUUUUUCUCAAUCGAAACGUUCGAAUCGUUUUGAGUUUGAUAUUUUUUCGGCGCAUCGAAAACAUGGCACCGAACGUUGAAGCCGCUGGCAGUCUGAAAUGCUGCAAAGAUGACGAUAUCGUGAUCUCCGGUCUGUCCGGCCGUUUACCGCAUUGUGAAACGUUCGAAGAGUUUAAAGAUAAAUUGUUCAAGGGCACGGACAUUCUUGCCGAGGGAGAAAGCAGAUGGCCAGAAGGCAUCUGUGGAGAGGCCGUUACAAAAAUUGGGACCGUCGGUGGUUUAUGGAAGUUCGACUCAACUUUUUUCAACGUACAUCCGAAAUUGGCCGAAAGAUUGGACCCACAGAUUCGUAUCAUGUUGGAAAGCACAUACGAAGCGUUUGUAGACGCCGGAGUGAACCCGACGUCGUUGAGGGGAUCGAAUACCGCGGUGGUCGUGGGAACGACGAACAACGACUGCGCCGAUUGGUGGUCCGCAGAUCCCGAUCGUACGAAUGGUUAUGAAUUUUUGGGCAACACCAGGACCAUGUUUCCCAAUCGUGUUUCCUUUUCGUUCGAUCUGAAAGGGCCCAGCUACGCCAUCGAUUCGGGAUCUUCCGGCAGUCUGCUAGCUUUCGAGCACGCGUACCGGAUGCUCAAACAAGGGACCGUGGACGGUGCUGUGGUCAUUGGAUGUUCGCUGCUGCUCAACCCAGUGCUGUCGGUCAUGUUACAGAAAAUGAACACCGUCUCGCUGGAGGCCAAGAGCAAACCGUUCGACGCUUCCGGCCAAGGGUGUGUCCGCAGCGAUGCCGUCGUCGUCGUGUACAUGCAGCGCGCCAAAGACGCCAAGCGGGUGUACGCCACCGCGGUGAACGUGGCCGCGAACACUGAAGGGUUCCGGCUAGAAGGGGCCACCUAUCCCACCAACGGGCAACAGAUCGAGUUGUUCAAGGAGGUAUUGGACAACGCCAACGUUAGCGCCGCCGACGUGGACUACAUCGAGAGCAGUGCUUGCGGCGAACAGUUGAGCGAUGCUCAAGAACUCAAUGCCAUCACCGAAGUGUACUGCAAAAACCGUUCGAAACCUUUGUUGAUUGGAUCCGUUAAGUCUAACAUCGGGGACAGUGAACCUGCGUCUGGAUUGUGUGGUGUUUUGAAAACGGUGUUGGCCAUGGAUAGUAAAAAACUGCCACCAACCCUUAACUACAAUAGCCCGAAUCCCAAAGUUCCAGCACUGAAGGAUGGUCGGCUUGAAGUAGUCAAUAAAUCAUUACCGUGGAAUGGACAAUAUGCUGCCGUUAAUGCUGUAGGAAUAGGAGGAGUCAACGCUCAUGCACUGCUUAAAGCAUAUGAAAAGGAAAAUGCUCUGCCCCAAGAUAUCAUCCCUAGAUUGGUAGUCGGAUCAGCGAGAACUGAGAGUGCGAUUAAUUACAUGUUAGACAGAAUCGAGUCAUUACCCAGAAACCCAGAAUUCUAUGGACUUUUGUAUGAUGUUCAAAGUAGAAACAUACCAGGACACAAUUACAGAGGAUAUAGCAUUCUUGGAGAACAAAACAAUCGUGAAAUAGCUGUCCUCGGAGCCGGUAAACGUCAAGUAUGGUAUGUAUUCUCCGGUAUGGGAAGUCAAUGGACUGGCAUGGGCCGUGAUCUUUUAAUAUUACCACCGUUCAAGGCGUCAAUUGAAAAAUCAGCUAAUACGCUGAAAACUCUUGGUUUAGACCUUUAUGCUAUUUUAAACUCUAACGAAAAAACUGUCUUCGACAACGUGUUAAAUUCUUUUGUCGGAAUCGCAGCAAUCCAGAUGGCUUUGGUUGAUGUUCUCAACACUGUUGGUAUUACUCCUGAUGGAAUCGUUGGUCACUCAGUCGGGGAAUUGGCUUGUGCCUACGCUGAUGGCACAUUAACAGCUGAGCAGACCAUUAUUGUGGCCUAUUGGAGAGGACGCAGCUUGUUAGAUUUGAACUUAGCACCCGGUGCAAUGGCAGCAGUUGGCUUAUCGUGGGAAGAAGCUAAUGCACGAGUUCCGUCCGACAUUGCUGUGGCUUGUCACAACAGUGAAGACGGUGUUACCAUUUCUGGACCACCAGACUCAAUUGCUAAGUUCGUAGAUAAACUUAAAUCAGAAGGUGUCUUCGCAAGGGAAGUCAACAGUUCUGGAGUUGCGUUCCACUCUUGGUACAUAGCUGCUGCAGGACCAGUAUUUAAAGAAAAAGUCACAGGGAUUAUUGGAGUUCCAAAAGCCAGAUCAUCGAAGUGGAUAAGUACAUCCAUCCCAGAAUCCAGAUGGAACGAACCACUGGCUCAGUUUUCAUCUGUAGCUUACCAUGUAAACAAUCUGGUAUCUCCAGUGUUGUUUAAUAGUGCGUUGAAACAUGUACCCGACAAUUCUGUAGUUAUUGAAAUUGCACCACAUGCUCUUCUUCAAGCCAUAUUAAAGCCUAGUGUUGGGCCCAAGUGCUCGCAUAUUGGUUUAGUACGAAGAAAUCAAUCGACCGUUUCGAAUUUAUUGUCCAGCAUCGGAAAACUUUUCAACGCCGGACUACAUCCAAAAUUAGAAAAUCUGUAUCCACCAAUUAGUUACCCCGUAUCCAGAGGUACACCAUCACUUCAACCGUUAGUCGAAUGGGAUCAUUCUGACAAGUGGAAUGUAGUAUCUUUUAUCGAUCACGAAAUCUUGUCAUCUGGUGAAGUCCGACUGGAUAUAGACGUCGAAAACGAAUUAUACAGUUAUCUCAGAGGAAAUUAUAUCGAUGGCGUGGAAGUAUUCCCAUAUGCAUCAUAUCUUAUAUUUGCGUGGAAAGGAUUAGCUAAACUUCAACAGUCAUCCAUUGAUAAAAUUCCAAUUGGCUUUGACAACGUACAGUUCAUUAAAACCAUACCUAUACCAGAAAGUGGUAAAAUCGAAUUUUACGUAAAUAUUUUGGAGGGAACUGGAGAAUUUGAAGUAAAACAGAAUAAUGUCGUUGUUGUAACUGGUUUUAUUAAAAUCCAAUCAUCUGAUGAACAAAUGCAACUAUCAGAACUAAAGGCUUACGAAGUCGAGCAAUUAUCAACUGCUGACAUUUAUCAAGACCUUGCGUGCAAAGGAUAUAAGUACAACAAGAGCUUCCAAGGAAUCAAAUUAGCCAGCAACAAUGGAAACUGUGGAAAAAUCGCUUUCGACGGAAACUGGGCUCCGUUCCUCGAAUCUUUGCUGCAACUACACUUGUUGAAACUUGACACCAGAGAUCACUACGCCAUUCAAUAUUUGUUCAAGUUGACAAUUUUACCGGAAAAACAAUACCAGGCUGUGUCUUCAAACAGUGCGUCGUUCAGCGUGUACGACAAUAUAGGAGUGAUAAAAUCUGCCGGGGUUGAGAUUAGAGACGUAAGAUCUAUAAUGGUAUCAAUCAGAAAAGAGUUAGAACAAGAUUUUGAUCUAGAAUCUUACAUAUUUGUGCCGUUUAUCUCAGAUGAACCUGUUAGUCAACCACUUAACAAUAUUGUACAAAUCGUUUUGGAAAACGCAAGUAAAUCUUUUGACGUAUCAGAAGUAGUGACCGUACAACAAGAACUUUUAGUUUUACAAAUUUUAAGUUUAGCCAAAUCUAAAUCUUUGUUCCCGAUCAACGCUAAUGUGUACGCCAAAGACAUAAACAGUUACAAAUCUGAUCAAUCAUCAGUGAAUUAUUAUGAGCAAGAUGUAUUACUGAGCGCUUUGGAAAAACAAUCAUUUUUCGUUGUAGCAAACAGUGUAAUUGAAAAUACAAAACUUCUGAGCAACGUAUUAGUUGGAGUCGAAAGUGGAGGUUUUUUGCUUACCGUGGAACGUGCAUUUAAUUCGACGUUUAGACAAUCUGGAGUAGAUGUAAUCGCAAAGUAUACUGAUGGUCAACAAUAUUACAUUUUAUUGAAAAAAAAUAUCGAUACGCCCACUCCGUUGACAGUUUCAGUUAAAUCUUCAUUUUCGUGGAUUGAAACAUUGAAAUCUAGUAUUCAAAACGCUAACAAUAGCAAUAGGGAUAUAGUUUUAGUCAGUCAAAAUUUGGAAAAUACCGGUAUAAUUGGAUUAACAAAGAGUUUGAGACAAGAAUCGAACGGCAAAUUCGUCAAGUGCGUAUCAAUUAAGGACAACAAAGCGCCUGCAUUCUCCACGUCUACUCCCCUAUAUCAAGAACAACUUAAAAAAGGAUUAGCUGUAAAUAUGUUCCAUAGCGGUGUAUGGGGUACAUGCGUAUUCGUCCCAUACCAACCAACCACAGUUCAGGUAGAACACGCUUUUAUAAACACUAAAAAAGGUGGUGACGUCAACAGCUUACAAUUUUUCGAAGGGAAAUUAUCAACUUUCAACCCUAGCAUAAGUUAUCCCGACCAUGAGCUAUGUUACCCAUACUAUGUUCCACUCAACGGUUUGGAUGUGAAACUCGCAAAUGGUAUUUUUUCGUAUAAAGGCGUCUCUGGAGAUAUCACUCGACAAGGAAGCUAUCUCGGUAUGGAAUUUUCGGGACGUGACUCCAACGGCAAAAGAGUGAUCGGUUGGGUGCCUGGUGGCGCUUUGGCUACGUCAGUAUUGGUCCACAAAGACCUUAAGUGGCAAAUACCCGAUGAUUGGACGUUAGAAGAAGCUUGCACUGUACCAAGGACCUACGGUAUUGCUUACUAUGGGCUCGUAGCGAGAGGAAACCUACAACCAGGCGAAUCCGUGUACAUUCACGCUGGCGCUAGCGGAAUCAGUACAGCUGCUAUUGCGAUCACCCUUGAAAUAGGAGCAACUCCGUACGUAGGAGUGUUUAACAAACAACAGAGAGUAUUCUUGAAAGCCCGAUUCCCUCAACUGAACGAUGAUAGUCUUGCUGACCUUUCUGACAACGGUGGUUUCGAACAACAUUUAUUGGAACAAACCGAAGGCAAAGGAGUCGAUUUAAUAUUCGACACGUAUUCGAUGGUUAACAAACGUCAAGAGUUCGUCAACUCCUUGGCCGAGUACGGACGACUGAUAGACUUUGAAGUAUUUGCGCCCAUGCCAGAUUCAAUUGGAGUAUCUGGAAAUCUUAAGAGCAUUACGCAUAGCAAGCUUUCGGCAGACAUAAUUCUUUUCUCACCGUCUGAUACUAAAUGCAUCCAACGAUUGGUCGAUCAAGGUAUCAAAAGCAAGAUAGUAUUGCCGAUGGAAACUACCGUUUUUCCCGUCGAUCAAGUAGUGGAGGCGUUUAAAUAUAAUUCGAACUGUGCCAACAACCUGGGAAGAACUGUUGUCGAAAUCCGAGAGGAAGAAGAUAAGAAAAAUACACUUCCAGCCAAGAAAUUGGUGACCGCGUUACCGAAGUUAUUCUUCUCGCCUGAAAACUCGUUUGUCAUUAGUGGAGACGAAGAAAGCCUGAGCUUAGAAUUAAUUCAAUUCUUGGCUAACCGAGGAGCACGUAAAUUCGUGUUGGUAUCUAAAAUGAACAAGAAACCAUCGUCUGGCUAUAAGAAUUUAACAUUAAGACGUUUGAAGAACAAAAACAUCACCGUAGUCGUGUCGCUUGCAGACCCAUCAACAGUGAAAGGCGCCGAGGAUGUACUGAGAGAAGCGAUAACACUCGGUCCGGUCGGUGGAAUAUAUUAUAUAAGCACGGCUCCUGAGACCAAUGUUUUGCAAUCGUUGAGCGAAAAUGACUUCGUAACAGCGAAAAACGCCGUGUCCGACGCUGUAGCUAAUUUCGACACGUUGAGUAGGAAAUUAAUUCCUCAACUAGAGUAUUUCGUUAUUCUCGCCCCAUCUGUAGCAUCUAGAGGUGCCCAAACUAAGGCCAAUUACGUUUUCGCCAACGCGGAUAUCUAUAGGAUCGCCGAAGUCCGUAAAAUUUCAGGAUAUCCAGCAGUAAUUAUAGAAUACGGUGCAAUCGACGGUAGUCCCGCCUCAUUCAACAGUCCAAACUUUACAGCAUCGCCGAUCGUCGUCGCUUUGAAUGUUCUAGAUAAUGCUACCAAAAAUUCCAAGAAAGCCACGGUUACAUCUUUGAGCAAAUUCAACGGUCCGAAUUUGAACAAUGACACAGAUGCUGCAUCACCUGUACUAUUAGCAAUCGCGAAAAUAUUUGGUCAUAAAAGCUUGUCCAAAAUCGAUCAAACAUACACGCUCGCUCAACUAGGUCUAGACACGAUUCUUGCACCACGCGUCCUAAAAGUCAUCAAAGAACAAACCAACGCGCAAGUGGAUAUCGAAGAAUUGAGACUAAUGACUUUCCCGGUUCUCCGAGCCAAGAUUAAUGCUCUUCUCGCCUAAGACAAUGCAGCCGUAGGAAGUAUACGAAUCACGAACUCAGUCUACAGUCAUUGUGUUAAAUAAAUCUCAAAAUAUAAGAUAGCAGUAGAA
Molecule: messenger RNA, 6394 nt
Organism: Sipha flava (yellow sugarcane aphid)
Lineage: Eukaryota; Metazoa; Arthropoda; Insecta; Hemiptera; Aphididae
Product: fatty acid synthase-like
Exons: 28
Coding region: 140-6304 (2054 amino acids)
Biological process (GO): fatty acid biosynthetic process
Molecular function (GO): fatty acid synthase activity; oxidoreductase activity
Source: RefSeq, a predicted model, not a curated record